AUGGCUGCUGUUAUUCCUAUUGAUAAAUUGAACCUAUUCACAGCUGCUCAACUACGUGAACUCAUAUGCCUUAAUCAAGAAAUCAAUUUAGAAGUCUUAGAAGAAAACACCGUUUACGAGAAUUGCUUAAGAACAGACCUGCAUAUAGAAAACUUCUGGGGAGCAAUAAAAUCAUUAAAAGAAAGUGAGCUUGCCAAAUUUAUUGACUAUAUUGCCAGAAGGUCUAAGCUUAUUGAGUGGGAUUGGCCUCAUAAAUUUACAAUAGCCAAGCACAGUAAAUCUGGAGCUGUGAAUACAUUGAUUCCUAUUAUCGACAAUGUUAUAUUCAGACUUGAGCUGCCAGCUUAUACAUCUCCAGAAAUCAUGAAAGAGAAGAUCAUAUUUGCGAUUGCCCACAAUAGCAAGUUUGAUUCUUUAGACAUUAAUAUUUAA
Messenger RNA from Blepharisma stoltei, 432 nucleotides. The record is from the annotation of a GenBank genome assembly. Lineage: Eukaryota; Ciliophora; Heterotrichea; Heterotrichida; Blepharismidae.